AUGUCUGAGUUCAGCAUACUGAGGUUUGAUCUAGUUUUCACUUUGUUCGCGGGGAGACUGAUACAGUCUCUGGCGAGCACGUCUGUGUGGGUCGUGGGGUAUGCGACACUUGCUGACCAAGUCCCUGCCAAUCAGAUUGGCAAGAUGUAUGGGUUAGUGACUGUUGCAAUUAAUGUGGGAACAUCGGCAGGGCCGCUUGUCGCUGGUGUUCUUUUUGACACCGGCGGAUACUGGGCAGCUUGGUCCAGUGUGCUAAUUCUGAUCGUCUUCGACGCGGCAAUGCGAUGUCUGAUGAUAGAGAAUCCGCCGAUCAAUCGACCCGCUCAAAACAAGGCAGACGAGGAGCGAGAGAGAGAGGUCCUGUUACCAACAUCGACAGAGAACAACGAAGAACUCACGGGCGCUGGACCGGAGAAGACGGGCAUCCACUUUUAUUUGUGUUUGUUUACCAACGGUCGCUUCCUCGGAGGGGCGUUCAGUUAUAUGUGCUUCGCAAUCCUAACAGCCAGCUUCGAUGCGACACUGCCCCUUCAUGUUCGUGACGCCUUUCAAUGGGGAUCUAUGUCGUCAGGACUUUUGUUCGCCGUUCUUCAGGGUCCGGGCGUGUUCCUUAGCGUGCCCGUCGGCUGGCUGAAGGAUCGAGUGGGUACACGGCACCCGACCACGAUUGGCUUCGCGCUCCUGGUACCUUUGAUGUGGGCGAUCGGGAUCCCAGGAGAUGAACGAUUUCCCUGGGCAAGUACGGAGCUGGUUGGUCCGGUCAUGUACAGCGCAGCGGUCUGCAGCGCGGGAGUGGUAAUCUGUCUCCUGAAUGGAGUGGGGAUGAUGGAAGCGACUCAGGCCGUCGAUGAGAUCCAAGACAAUAGCCCCGGAAUCUUUGGACGGAAUGGUGGGUAUUCCCGAGCGAUUUCGCUAGUCAGCAUGAGCUGGACUGCCGGCAUGUUCAUUGGUCCCAUUUUAGCGGGAUAUGGCGUGGAACAAAUCGGAUAUUAUGGAUUGAACUGUAUUUUGGGUAUGUUUGUUCCCUGUCACAAUCAUGUCUCGGCACUAACGUGA
This is a messenger RNA of Penicillium olsonii, 1056 nucleotides long. The record is from the annotation of a GenBank genome assembly. NCBI's taxonomy places the organism in Eukaryota, Fungi, Ascomycota, Eurotiomycetes, Eurotiales, Aspergillaceae.